CCGUCGACCGACGCCGCCGCCGCCGCCGCACGGGGAGGCGCUGUGGGGACCCAGACUGAGCGCGGAGACGGGCCGACGGACCGAGGCCGGCCCCAGGCGCCCGCUCCCCGGCGCCCGCUCCCCAUGGAUAGGAACUACCCCAGCGCCGGCUUCGGGGAUCCGCUGGGCGCCGGCCCGGGAUGGAGCUACGAGCGCUCGGCCAAGGCCAGCCUGGUGUACGGUGGAUCCCGGAGCUCACACCCAGACACGGAUAUCUUACACCGCCAGGCGUACGCCACCCCCCAUCCUCUGCAGGGCUACGCCACAAACCACCACCCGGCAGGUCUCUCUGGCCUGUUCGAGACAGGGCUCCAUCAUGCCAGCAGUGCCACCCCGGACGCCUCUGUCAUGAAUCUCAUCUCAGCGCUGGAGUCUCGGGCACCUCAGCCGGGCCCUUCUGCCUCUUCCCUGCUCUCCCAGUUCCGCACCCCAUCCUGGCAAACAGCCAUGCACACUCCAGCGCCCGCCGAGCUCUUCAUCUCGGGGGCCCUCCCAGGCUCCGGCACCUUCCCCUCCUCGUCGGCACUCUCCGCUUACCAGCACCCAGCCUCCUUCAGCGGGCGCAGCUUCCCGGUCACUUCCUCGCUCACCCUGCAGGAUGCCACCUUCAGCCCCACCUCCAACGGCCUCUUGUCCCCACAUGACCCCCUGCUGCACAUCAAGUCCUCCCAGCCCAGCGUCCCCUCCUCCCUCAGCUUUGACCGGCUGGGCAGUGCAGUGCUGGGCACGGGCUUGCCCUCCCAGAGCUCAGCGUACCGCAGCGCUCAAGAGUCGGCUUCCCGCCACCUGCCCUCCCAGUUCAACCUCCUGUCGUCCUCGCUGGGGCCCUCCGACCAGACAUCCCAGCUGUACAACACCUCCGUCUUCUCCAGCUCGCCCGCCUCCUCCAUCGACAGGGCCAUCCCGCGCCAGGACAGUGUCAUCAAGCAUUACCAGAGGCCCUCCAGUGCCCAGCCCCAGCUGCCCGCCGCCCAUUCCCUCCAGCACUACCUGAGCUGUGGGGGCAGCUACCAGCAGAUGCCCCACCGUUCCAGUCUAUCGUGCAGCCCCUUGGGCGAGCAGUCGCCCGCCAGCAGCGAGGGCUCGCAGCAGCAGAAGACCUCCCAGGCCACACGGCAAGAACCCUCCCAAAGCUACCGCCCCAUCAUCCAGUCCCCCGGCUACUCUGGCACGGCCUCCUCUUCCAAGUCCAAGAGCUACUCAGCCUCCCGCCAGCCGCCACGCUCCACCGCCACGCCCAAGUGCCAAAGCAACUACAGCUCAUCCACUCCUAAGCCCAGCUCCGUCAUCGCGAGCCAGUCGCAGGCCUAUUCGCCCGGGCAGCCCCAGAGCCUGCUCUCUAUGAGCCAAACGCAGAGCUACUCAGUCAGCCAGCCGCAGAACCUGUCUUCGGUCAGCCAGGCCUCACAAGGCUUCAGCAGCAGCCAGGCCCAAGACCUCACAAGCGUGAGCAAGGCGCAGAGCUACUCAACGACAGGGCAGGCCCAGCAGGGCCAGGCCGGGCAGGGCGGGCAAGGGCUGCAGACCUGUCAGAAUCAGACUUACUCGCCAGAGCAGCUCCAAGGCCUGUCGUACAGCGUCCAGGCUGAGCCUCAUGUCUCCGUUAGCCAGACGCCGAGCUACGUGCCGGCUCACUCGCAGGGGAUGCCCACGGCCAGCCCGUCGCUGAGCUACAGCACCGGCCACUCGCCAGCCAUGCCAGGGCACAGCCAGUCCAUCGGCUACUCACACAGUCAGAGCCUCCCGGACUCGAGCCCUUCACAGAUCAUCCGGCCCCUCCAGUCGCCCACCACAAACCGGCCCCAGAGCGUGGCGUCGCCCGGGCAGUCUCAGAAGUACCUCACCUCCGUGCUGUCUCCUUCGUUCAUGCAGCCGGCCCACACCCAGAGCUACCAGAGUUCCCAGGGAGGGCUGGAGAGGGCAGCGUCCUAUGGCAAAUCCAAGACCGACUCGGACCUGCUGUCCUCGGAGCGGACGGAGGACGAGGAGUUCCUGAUCCAGCACUUGCUGCAGUCGCAGAGCCCGCCCCGCGUGCCCCCCGAGGGCAUGGUGGAGUGCGAAGAGAGGGCCGGGAAGGGGAUGGGCUAUGAGCUGAGCAAGACGGAGGAACGCUACCACCUGCAGAGCGUCAUCCGGACCAACUCCAACCUGGACAACCAAGGCCUCGAGAUGUCCCUGCAGGGUCUCAAGGACAAGAAGAAAGGGGAGCGGCAGAAGGAGUAUUCGCACACGCGCUCGACGCCAGAGUCCCUGGCCACCUCCGUGGUCCACUACAGCCACCAAACUGGCUCCAUGGACUCCUACGGGCAGGAGAUCAAGAAGUCGGUUGAGCAGCACCUCCAGGGAGGACACAUGGACACGGGGGGCAAGGAGAUAUCGCAAGCACACUCGUACCUGCAGAAGACCCCGGAGCACGCCCCCCAGCCGCACCCCAUGGAGCCUCACGGGAUGAUGCCUGGGCAGCAGGGGGGUGCUUUGAUGUUGGACUCCCCUCCCGACCUGCCCCCGCUCUCCCUCUCGCAACAGCAGCAACAGCAACAACAAUCCCAGCUGCUCCAGUCGGUGCUCACUCACACACAGAGCCAGCUGCACUCGCGCGGGAAGGUGCGCACCCCGCUGGACGUCCACCUGAUGGAGCCGCAGCGCAUGCACCAGGCCGAGGCGCCCUCUCCGCAGCUCCAGAUGCAGGCGCUGGAAGCCCACCUGCACCAGGCGCAUGUGCGCUCGCAGAGCAUGGAGGCGCAGCUGCUGGAGCCGCAGCAGUCGCCACAGCUCCAGGGCCAGCUGCAGCAGGAGAGGAUGCAAUCGGAGGGCAUGGAGGUGAUGCCCCAAGGCAACCUUUCCCAGUCUCAGGAGAUCCAGGAUUUCCUGGAGCCCGAGCUGAGUCUGGAGUCCCACCUGGGGCAGAGUGGCUCGGUCCAGAACCAGCAGCACCUCCUCCCCGACGCCGGCCUGGACCCCGACUCCUCCCAGCAGGUCCCUCAGGGCCAGCUGGAGGGCAAGGACCAGUUUGAAAGCCCCAGCCCGCAGGGGGCCAAGCAGCGCUUUGUCCCCCUCACCUCCAUCUGCUUCCCGGACUCUUUGCUGCAAGAUGAGGACCGCAGCUUCUUCCCGGGCAUGGAGGACAUGUUCGGGCCUCCUCCUUGCGCCGGAGACGAGUUCCCCAAGCCGGACGACGGGACCCAAGGCAUGGAGAGGGGAGAGGGCAUGAAAGGCGGAGGCUACGACAUGAUGCAAGGGGGGCAAGGCUACCAGAGCUACUGCCAGUCAGAGAGCGGAGAUGGGCAGCACUUGGGCCUGGACUCUGUCUCUGUGAAGCAUGAGCUGCCUUCGACGGUCAACACCGAGCAGCUGGGCUUGAUCCAGUCAGGGCAGCACGGGACGGCCCCCGUCUCGGAGUCCAAGUCUGGCCUGACGUCGCCCAUCUUCUGCUCGUCCAAGCCCAAGAAGCUGCUGAAGACCUCGUCCUUCCACCUGCUCAAGAAGCGGGAGCCCCCCUUCCAGCCGCCCAAGAAGAACUACGCCCAGGAGUACGAGUUCGAAGACGACGAGGACAAGGAGGACGUCCCGGCCGACAUCCGCCUCAACAGCCGCCGCCUGCCGGACCUGCUACCGGACCUCAUCUCCAGCUGCCGGACCAACCGCACCAGCCUCAGCCCCAUGGGCGACAUAGACUUCUGCCCGCCCAACAGCGGCCUCCUGGAAGGGCCCAAGCGCCGCGGCCGCAAGCCGACCAAGCCCAAGCGGGAGGGCCCGCCCCGACCCCGCGGGAGGCCCCGCAUCCGGCCCCUGACUGAACCGCCCCAUGGCGUGGCUCACGAUGGCACCAAGAAGCCCCGUGGCCGGGGGAGAGGGAGGGGCAAGAAAGCCGGGGAGGAGGGGGUUGAGCCAGGAGCAGGCUUGGAGUCCCUCAAACCACUCAAGAUCAAACUUCCAGUCCCCAAAGGUUUGGAGGGGUCUCAGUUGGAGGCUUCCGCCCCAUCUCAUCAGCCCGCUCAAGAGAGCAGUCUGGAUAGCAGCCAGACCCGAGAGAAGAUCAAACAGAAGAUCAAAGAAGUGGAAGAGAAGCAGCCUGAAAUGAAGUCGGGGUUCAUGGCCUCCUUCCUGGACUUCCUUAAGUCGGGCAAGCGUCAGACGCUGCCUUCCUCUGCCUCCUCCACCUCCUCGGCCGCCACAGUCGGGGCCCCCGGCACGGCGGUUACCAUGGUCGCGCCUUCAGGCAGCCCCUCCAAGACGCCCCGUCCCCCGUCAGCCACAUCCUCCUCCUCCUCCUCCCAGCCGCCGCCUCCCUUCAGCAUGGCGCCCCCGAUGCUGCCUGGCGGCUUGGAUGGGCCCGAAGGGGACCCUGCCGGGCUCGUGAUGAGCUGCACCAGCCCCUGCAAGCGGCUGGAUGAGGAGCUGAAGCGCAACCUGGAGACGCUGCCCUCCUUCUCGUCCGACGAGGAGGACUCCGUCAGCAAGAACCAGGACCUCCAGAAGAGCAUCUCCUCAGCCAUCUCAGCGCUCUACGACCCCACCGACCGCAAGGAGGGAGAACCCAAUGAUGUGCCACCCGUGGAGGAGAAAAUCCCCAGCCCAGCUCCCUCAGUGGAGGCAGAUGUCCAGCCAGAGCUACCCCCGCCGCCCAUCUCCCCAGCUCCCUCGCCCAAGGAGGCUCCACCUGUCCCCGAGGAGCCACCUGUUCAGGCAUCUCCUGAGCCUGAGGACCCUGAGGACACACGGCCUCUUCACCUUGCCAAGAAGCAGGAGACGGCGGCCAUUUGUGGAGAGACGGACGAAGAAGAGGCAGAGAGCGGUGGGGAGGGGAUCUUCCGAGAACGCGAUGAGUUUGUCAUCCGCGUGGAGGACGUUCAGGCCCUCAAGCUUGCUCUUCAGACUGGGCGGGAGCCGCCGCCAAUCUGGCGGGUUCAGAAAGCUUUGCUCCAGAAGUUCACCCCUGAAAUAAAGGACGGGCAGCGACAAUUUUGCGCAACCAGCAAUUAUCUGGGCUAUUUUGGCGAUGCCAAGAACCGGUACCAGCGCCUCUACGUUAAGUUCUUGGAGAACAUCAACAAGAAGGAUUACGUCCGCGUCUGCUCCAAGAAGCCUUGGCACCGGCCCCUGCAAGCUGUCAGGAGACAGAGCCAGCCCAAGGCGUCUGGCCCCAAGACCCCGGUGCUGCCCAAAGUGGAGAAACCUGAGAAGCUGGAAGUCCCAGAGAAGGCCGAGAAGCCUGAGAAGCCCGAGAAGCCCCCCAAGGCCGAGAAGCCCCCCAAGGCCGAAAAAGCGGACAAAGCCGAGAAGCCCCCCAAGGCUGAGAAAGCGCCGAAGCUGGAAAAGCCCCCCAAGGUCGAGAAGUCUGAAAAGCCCCCCAAGGCGGAAAAAGUGGCCAAAGUAGAAAAGCCCCCCAAGGCGGAGAAAACUGACCCCCCUGUUCCCGUCCCCACAAAAGCUUCCCCAGCCGGCGGAGCGUCGAAACCCAAGCCUAAGCCAGCAAAGGUGAAGGCUGAGCCCCCUCCCAAGAAGAGGAAAAAAUGGCUUGCUGAGGCAGCGUCCUCCUCUGACUCAGAUUCCAGCCCUGACCAGCAGAGCGAGGAGGAGCGUGUGCCGACGGGCCGUAUUCUGAACACGCGAGCCAUGAAGGAGAUGUACCGCAGCUACGUGGAAAUGCUGGUCAGCACUGCCCUCGACCCAGACAUGAUCCAAGCUCUUGAGGAUACAAACGAUGAACUUUAUCUUCCGCCCAUGCGAAAGAUUGAUGGGAUAUUGAACGAUCACAAGAAAAAGGUGCUGAAGAGAGUAUCUCUUAAUCCGUCGCUACAGGAGGCUCUCCACACGUUCCCCCAACUCCACACCGAGACGUGCGACGCCACAGUCAAGUUGCGCCUAGGGGGCGAACCUUACAACCGCAAGACACUCAACAAACUCAAGAAGAAUGUAUCCAAACAGCAGGAAUUCAGUGUGGAGGUGGAGAAGUCCUUUUUCUACACUCUGUACCAUUCCCUUCACCACUACAAGUACCACACAUUUCUGCGUUGUAAGGAUGAGACAACGGCGAUCGAGGGUCAGGACGAGGACCUGGGCCAGGAAGAAGUGGUGCAGCAGUGCAUGCGCAACCAGCCGUGGCUGGAGAAACUGUUUGACUCCUUCAGCGAGUUGCUGACUCAGGCACAGAGCAAAUGUGCGUGACGCAGCCGCCGGAGCCACGCCCCGGGAGGGGCUACCUAACGCCCGCCCCUCUGCAGAGCCAGAGCAGGAAGUGGGGAGAGGAAAGUCGAGGGGUACCAUCACAGGCAACGAGUUCAGACUCAGCUUACCAUCACCACCACCACCACCCCUUCCCUUUUCAGGUUUUCUUUUCUUUUUUAAAAAAAUCAGGACCUGGGAUGCGCCUCUUUAUUUUUAUUUUUGGUGGUGGGGUGCGCGGGAGGUUUGUGAUGGCAGAGAGCACACGUUGAGGAGGGUUCUCAUCAAAAGGAGCGGAUGGCUGGACAGCCCCCUUUCCCUUUUGCCCUGGCUGUACAGAGAAAUAUUAUUUAUAUAUAAAUGUAUAAAUGUCUAAUUGGAGCAGCCUCGCCCCCUGCUCUGGUGGGGACUGAGAGUAGGAGAACCCCCAUAGGAAGGUCAGAGGAGUGUUGGUGCCGGGAUCUGGAGCUUGUGGGGAUGGGAUCCAGGAGCCGUAGGUUUCAUCGGGGUGACGGGGUGGGAAUGGGGACACGUGUGUUUUGGCGGGCAGCGUGAAUAAACACAUACAAGAGGGUCCAGGGUACUGUCCUGCAUCUUGUCCAUCAGGAACCUCUCCCUAGGGAAAGCUGAGUGUGUGUGGGGCAGGGGGUGUAUUUGGCCACCCUUAACGCAGUGCCCAGAUCCUUUUACCCACAGUCUGACCAGGCAAUGAGACCCCACUUCCUCUCCCUGCCCGUAGACAACUCUCAUCCCAUCUCUGCCAAAUAAACUGUUGCUUUGAGUUGAGGCUAGGGAGAGGCAGUCCACUCACACACUCACAGCGAUUGCCUCUGUUAUUGCUUCCAACAGGAAUAUUUAUUGCCAAGUUGCCCCUUCCCAACCAAACGGUUGCAAAGAGCCACCCCCAACCCACUCCCGCAGGCUGCCUCUGGAGCACCUUCCUUCUUCACUCAGCCAUUUUCGUGGGGGGCGAUCGCUGCUGGUGGACCUGCCACGAGCCACUCUCCCCCCUUCUUUUCUUUUUGCCCGCCAAGUUUGGGGUUCUAGCUCUUUGGGACGUGUGGAGCAUCUCUCCACCCAUAACCCUUCUGAAUAGGUAACCAUAAAUGGGGGGGCAUAGUGACCCCCAUAGCAACCUGUCUGUAUCAAGGCUCCCUACAUCUCUCUCCUUCCCAUCCCUUCCACUUUCGCCCAUUUUUAAAAAAGACUGUUCAGACUUUCUCAACUGGCCCUCACACGGAUCACGGAAAGGGUUGCGCUAGGCCGUAGUUAUGUCCCUCUGUGCUUUUCUUAGAACUGAGCUCCUUUGAGGAAAGGAUAAUUCCCUUCCAGCCCCUUCCUCGUGGUGUUUGACAAGGCAGGAUUCUGCUCCCCAUCCCUCCCCUCAGCUGUAUAUACUGUAUAGGAUAAAAAGUCUAUGUAUCAUAUUGUAUUUGACUAACUUGAACUUAACGAUACGCAGGAGUUUCUCUCUCUCUCUCUCUUUCUCUCUCUCCUCACCUGUAGCUGUGACGUUAUUUGGUUUGGACUGAAACUUUUCAUUAGGAGGUCGUUAUUAUUAUUAUUUUUAAUCACCAUUAUUGUUGUUGUUGUUAUUGAGGGGGAAAGGAGAUUCUGUGUUCCCCCCACCCCGCAGCCUCCUAAGCAAAGAUCCCUCUCUAACCCUGAGCUGAAAUGCUAAAAUAAACUCUCUUUAGAUAGACAAUUAGGUCCUUGCCCUGUUUCACACACUUUCUGCUCGCAGCCCAGCCCGGUCAUUCAGCCAGCCUCUCUCAUAUAUCACCCAUAGCCCAGCCAGUUAACCAGUUUCCACCUCGGCAUGUUUUCUCCUUUGGGUUUUCCUAGUGACCUCCCAGAUCCAUCUCACAUCUCCACGUAGAUUCCCCUGCUAGAUCAGAUUCCCGCCCCCCCAAACCAACGUCUACCUCAUUCCCACUCCCCGAGACUACUUCUGAUUUCUCUGUACCAGCCCAGUCUCCACACGGUUCUGUUUUUGUUUCUUCUUUGCUUUUCUCUACCGUCAAAAGGUUGCAGGUUUGAUCCCCAUAUGGGGCAGCUGCAUAUUCCAGCAUUGCAAGGGGUGCUGAAAGCACCCACCCACCAGUUUGAUUUUUUAAAAUCAUGGUUCCCACACACUUCCCAUGGAGGAAGUGCAAAAAGGUACUCUAGGGUGGAGGAGAAAACAGAUCCCACCUCAGAAGAGGGCUUGGUCCCAUUGCCCCAGCAGAGCUUCUUCAGUUAAGUUUCUGGACAGCACAGAAAUGUGCUGGGGGCCCAUCUGGCUGUGUUAGAUCAGGGUCCCUUAUAUAUACACAACUCUCCACAGCCCCCUGGAUCCUACCCUUUCCCCUUAAUUAUUUAUUGUGGAUGAGUAGAGGUUGGCAAGUGUGAUUGUGAGAGUGCAUGGAGGGGGGUGGAACUUGGUGUACAUGAGCUCCACUCAGAAUGGAGUGUUUUUAAAGGGGGAAGAGGGUUGACUGGCUUCCUUUUGGAUAUUUUAAAAGCUUGCAAUUUAGUUUUUAACACCUUUUCCCCUCACAAACCCGGUUUACUGAUAGCUGUUGGGCCUUAGAGGCGAAGGACUGUAGCUUGAACCUGUGUGUGGAGGUGGGGUUAGUAAGUUGGGGUUUGGGAAACGAAGGGAUGGGGGGACAUACACGUGGUUUGUUUUCGAGGGACAUUCAGAGCCUCAAUACCUCCUGGAACGACAGACUUGCACCAUCAAUUUCAUGCAAAAUUUUGCUAAGGCGUUUGCCCCCUGGACGGAGGGGCCAAGCAGCCCAAACCCUGUGCACCAGAAUUGGAAGGGCCCAGCUCAGAGUUGUUUAAGAAUGUGUGUGCGCGCACACACAGAAACACACCCCACAGCUUCCUGUGACGAAAAGACUUCUCCUCCUCCUCCCCCACCCGCCCCAAAUUUGGAUCUUGGAAGGCCCCCUUUUUUACGAUGUGUAUUUCUGUGUAUCUUGUUCGCGCCUCAAGGGUAUUGUUCUGAGAUAAUGGGAUUUGUGUUCUGUAUUAUUGGAUGUUCCUAUAUAUUUUUAUUGUUUAUUAUUAGUGUCUGAGACGUUUUUUUCUCUCAAUAUGUAAAACUCACAUUGUAUACUGUGUACACAAACAAAAUGACAAAAAACACUUUUCUUUGCAAAAAUCAAA
Messenger RNA from Podarcis raffonei (Aeolian wall lizard), 9360 nucleotides. It is a transcript of the gene PRR12, whose product is annotated as proline rich 12. The record is from RefSeq and is a predicted model, not a curated record. NCBI's taxonomy places the organism in Eukaryota, Metazoa, Chordata, Lepidosauria, Squamata, Lacertidae. The transcript has 14 exons. The coding region runs from base 124 to 6207 and encodes 2027 amino acids.